AUUUUGUGUAAUUAUUAUAUCCCGGUUACAUUUGCAAAUCACUGUUAUACAAGUAUGUUUUUUCCUAACACCAUGUCACUCGCUCUCCUUCAUCAGAGUGUUCUGGUCACUGAAGAGCUCUACAUCAUUAAGUUUGUGACAGUGUUUGAGCAUGCUGGACUGAAGUGCAACAUCGAGGCGAGCUCGCUGCCUGUGGUUGUUAUAUCUUCUACCAGUCAGGUGUCCAGUGCCUGGGCCUCUGUCAUGUGGUGCAACAUGCUGUCCACCAGCGAACCAUGGAACCUGUCCUUGUUUGUCAACCCUCCUCCACUCCACUGGGAGAAGCUGUCCCAGGUUCUGAGCUGGCAGUUUUUGUCCGUUGGCCAGCGAGAACUGGAUGAAAACCAGCUUUCCAUGCUGAAAGACAAAAUAGUGGAUGAUCCUGAUGGUUUCGUUCAAUGGAGCAAGUUCUCCAAGAAUGAAAGUACCUGGAUGUGGAUUGAUGGAAUUUUGGAUUUGAUCAAAAGGCACUUGGUAGAUCUUUGGCGUGAUGGGUACAUCAUGGGCUUCGUGAGCAGGGAGAGAGCACGGGUCCUUCUGCAGGAAAGACAGAACGGGACCUUCCUGCUUCGCUUUAGCGAGAGCAGCAAAGAUGGAGCCAUCACUUUCAGCUGGGUUGAUCGCUCCAAUGGUGAGACCUAUGUGCAUGCAGUAGAGCCCCGCACCAAGAAGGAGCUGUUGGCCAUGUCUCUGCCAGACUUGAUUUACCUGUACAGUUUUAGAGCUGCGGGCCAGAUGAUCCGGAGUCCUCUGCUCUACCUUUACCCAGACAUCCCCAAAGAUGAUGCCUUUGGACGCUACUACACAGUCUCUGAAAUGUCGAAGAAUGCAAAUGGAUUAUUACCCAUAAUAAUCACUUCUGUCUCAGAGUAUCCUACACCACCACCAUCUCCACCUAUGGAAAUGAACAUGGACAUUGACACAGAUGCAAAUAUGGAGGCUGAUCUGCUGACUCAGGAACUCUAUGAUGAUCUCUGCACCUUACCUGGAUUCCCUUUGUCCUGAGUACCUUACCAAGACACACCACCAAUUCAGGACAAUGUUGGUGAUCUUAGUAAUUCCUGAAAAUGGGACUAGACAUUGGGCUGGAAUGGGAACUCUCACUUAUCAAAUACAAAGUCUGUUUUGAUGCAGGUGUUUGUACAAUAAAGAAUCGAAUGGAACAAGGUCACUUAGUAUAAAAAAUGUAACAAGCAACGAUAAUUGUACACAGUAUGAGCACAGUACUGGGUAAGAAUGACAGUUCUCUAAAGUACAUGUUCUUUUGUUUAUUAAAAUAAACAUUUGCAUUCUACUGUCAGAGAAACAUCUGGAUUAUACAGUACAGAACCUAUAAGUAUAACUUUAUUUAUGCAGCAAAAAGGACAAACACAUUCAACUGUCCUAUGUCUCAACUGCUUGUUCUCAGUUUCCUGCUAGAAACUGUCCUGACCCCCAACAUCAGCCUUCUCAAACAUCCAGCAUAUGAAUUCUGUGCUGAAAAAAUACCAACAUACUAUCAGAAGAAACAUUGCAUCAGAAAGUCAAAGAGCUCCAUUUCUGUACACUAUAUUCUUUUGGACCUGCUCAUAUUUUCAUCACUUCACCGACAGUAAGUGGGGUCCCAUAAGUAACCAGUGGUUUACCUGGUGAAUCAUAUAUAACUCAGUUUACAUGUGCCAUAAAAGUGAGCUGGGACAUUUACUGUAAAAAUUACCACUGCAAAACUAACACUGUCUUUUAAAAGUUGUAAUAAAUGGUGUGAUAAACAUUAUACGUACUGUUAGCACUGCCAGUGUAGGCAUGUUAGCAUGCUCUCAUUGUUGUUGACUGGAAAAAGAUUUUGCUGGUUGCUUGUGACAGUAAGGAGGCUGUCAGUAUUGCUCAGGGCUGGUUUACUUGAAAAUGAAGAACCUCUGACUAGAGGAAGACUGAUUUUGAGGGACUGAUUAAUCUGCGUUGGUCUGUAGUAAUGCCAGUGACUGUUCCUGAAUUCCUAGGCUUAAGUCAUUCAACAUAUGUUGCACACAUGUGUAAUGCAUCAAAUGCCAACCAUACAAAUCUCCAAUUCAUCAUCAGCUACAACAAAAAAGUGACACAUAAAAAGGAGUUUCCAUCUGCUGAGGAUAAGGAGACAUCAGGACGAUUUGGAAGGGG
This is a messenger RNA of Monopterus albus (swamp eel), 2175 nucleotides long. RefSeq names its product signal transducer and activator of transcription 1-like. The coding region runs from base 55 to 1044 and encodes 329 amino acids. The transcript has 10 exons. The record is from RefSeq and is a predicted model, not a curated record. Gene Ontology annotation, molecular function: DNA-binding transcription factor activity; DNA binding. NCBI's taxonomy places the organism in Eukaryota, Metazoa, Chordata, Actinopteri, Synbranchiformes, Synbranchidae. Gene Ontology annotation, biological process: regulation of DNA-templated transcription; signal transduction.